CGUGCCGGGGCCGGGAUGGACGGCCCGAGCGGGGGCUGCCCGCCCGCCGCCACCGCCGCCCCGUCGCGGGCGAAGCUGCCGCUCGGCAUCGUCUUCUCGACGGCGCUUUUCUGCGGGGAGGGGGCGGCGGCCGCCGUCCUCUGCCUCUCCUACGGCCACUCCGACGACCGCUUCUGGCUGGCGCUCACCGUCUUCUUCGUGCUCUGCCCCUCCGUCCUGGUGCAGCUCACCCUCAUCUUCGUGCACCGCGACCUCAGCCGCGACCGCCCCCUCGUCCUGCUCAUGCACCUGCUCCAGCUCGGGCCCAUCAUCAGGUGCAUGGAGGCCCUGGUGGUCUACUGCUGGUCGGGGAAGGAGGAGGAGCCCUAUGUCACCAUCACCCGCAAGCGGCGGCUGCGGAAAGGCUACGAGGUGGAGAUGGAGCAGGAGGUGGGCCACUCGGUGCGCCGGCUGGCCACGCACCGCAAUGCCUUCAAGCGCAUGGCGGUCAUCCAGGCCUUCCUGGGCUCUACUCCGCAGCUCACCCUCCAGCUCUACAUCAGCGUCCUGGAGAAGUACGUCCCUGCCGCCCGAGCCGUCCUCAUGGGCAUCUGCCUGGUGUCGGUCACCUACGGGGCACUCGUCUGCAAUAUCCUGGCCAUCCAGGUCAAGUACGAUGACUACAAGGUCCAGCUGCGGCCGCUGGCCUUCCUCUGUAUCGUGCUGUGGCGCAGCCUGGAGAUCUCCACCCGCGUGGCCGUCCUCGUGCUUUUCAGCACUGUCUUCAAGCACUGGAUCAUCCCCAUCGCCCUGGCCAACCUGCUGGUGGUCUUCUUCUUGCCCUGGGUGCAGUUCUGGCGGAGCGGCACCCGCCUGCCCGACAACAUCGAGAAGAACUUCAGCCGGGUGGGCACGGUGGUGGUGCUCUGUGCCUUCACCCUGCUCUACGCCAGCAUCAACAUGUUCUGCUGGUCGGCUGUGCAGCUCAAGCUGGCCGACCGGGACCUCAUCGACAAGUCACAGAACUGGGGCCGCCUGGCCGUGUACUACGUGGCCCGGCUGGCAGAGAACACGGCCCUUGUCGUCCUCUGGUACUUCUUCAAGACAGACGUCUACGAGAACAUCUGCACCCCACUGCUGGUGGUGCAGCUGCUCCUCGGAUACUGCCUGGGCAUCUACUUCAUGCUCCUCUUCUUCCAGUACCUGCACCCCUGCCGCCAGCUCUUCCGGCACAACGUCGCCGACUUCCUGCACUGCGUCUGCUGCUGCCGGCACCCGCCGGGGACCCCUCUGCGCCUCCAGGCGCCCCACGAGCCUGGCGUGAGGCACAGCAUUGUCUGA
This is a messenger RNA of Gavia stellata (red-throated loon), 1320 nucleotides long. RefSeq names its product XK related X-linked (gene XKRX). Bases 16 to 1320 code for a protein of 434 amino acids. The record is from RefSeq and is a predicted model, not a curated record. Gene Ontology annotation, cellular component: membrane. The transcript has 3 exons. Lineage: Eukaryota; Metazoa; Chordata; Aves; Gaviiformes; Gaviidae.